This is a messenger RNA of Nycticebus coucang (slow loris), 4755 nucleotides long. It is a transcript of the gene ANOS1, whose product is annotated as anosmin 1. Gene Ontology annotation, biological process: neuron differentiation. The record is from RefSeq and is a predicted model, not a curated record. Gene Ontology annotation, molecular function: peptidase inhibitor activity; protein binding. The transcript has 14 exons. Gene Ontology annotation, cellular component: cell surface; extracellular region. Bases 104 to 2146 code for a protein of 680 amino acids. NCBI's taxonomy places the organism in Eukaryota, Metazoa, Chordata, Mammalia, Primates, Lorisidae.
UCCGGCGGAGUUGCGGCGGCCGCGCGGUCCCCAGCAGUGCGGCCCCGGCGCGGAGCUGGGAGCCUCGGCCAGCGCCCGGCGCCCGCGCCCGCCACCCGGAGCCAUGGUGCCCCGGGCGCCCGGCGCGGCCCUGACCCUCUGCUUCUGGCUGGCGGCCUCCGGAGGCUGCUUGGCCGCCGGCCCCGGCGCGGCUGCCGCGCGGCGGCUGGACGAGUCGCUGUCCACAGGGAGCGUCCAGCGCGCCCGCUGCGCCUCCAGGUGCCUGAGCCUGCAGAUCACGCGCAUCUCCGCCUUCUUCCAGCACUUCCAGAACAAUGGUUCCCUGGUUUGGUGUCAGAAUCACAAGCAAUGUUCUAAGUGCUUGGAGCCGUGCAAGGAGUCGGGGGACCUGAGGAAACACCAGUGUCAGAGCUUCUGUGAGCCGCUCUUCCCCAAGAAGAACUAUGAGUGCUUGACCAGCUGUGAGUUCCUUAAGUAUGUCCUCCUGGUGAAGCAGGGGGACUGCCCGGCUCCUGAGAAAGCCAGUGGGUUUGCAGCCGCCUGCGUGGAAAGCUGCGAAGUUGACAAUGAGUGUUCUGGGGUGAAGAAGUGUUGUUCCAAUGGGUGUGGGCACACCUGCCAAGUUCCCAAGACUCUGUACAAAGGUGUCCCCCUGAAGCCCAGAAAAGAGUUACGGUUCACAGAACUGCAGUCUGGACAGCUGGAGAUUAAGUGGUCCUCCAAGUUCAAUAUUUCCAUCGAGCCCGUGAUCUACGUGGUGCAGAGAAGAUGGAAUUACGGAAUCCAUCCCAGCGAGGACGACGCCACCCCCUGGCAGACAGUGGCCCAGACCACAGAUGAACGGGUUCAGCUGACGGACAUACGGCCCAGCAGGUGGUACCAGUUCCGAGUGGCCGCUGUGAACGUGCACGGGACCCGCGGCUUCACGGCCCCCAGCAAACACUUCCGCUCUUCCAAAGACCCAUCUGCCCCACCUGCGCCCACUAACCUGCGGCUCGCAAACUCCACCAUCAACAGUGACGGGAGUGUGACAGUUACUAUCGUUUGGGAUGUCCCCGAGGAGCCGGACAUCCCUGUUCAUCACUACAAAGUGUUCUGGAGCUGGACGGUCAGCAGUAAGUCUCUGGUUCCAACCAAGAAGAAGAGGAGAAAGACGGCGGACGGGUUUCAGAACUCUGUGAUCCUGGAGAAACUUCAGCCUGACUGUGACUACAUCGUGGAGCUUCAGGCCAUCGCGUACUGGGGCCAGAUGCGCCUCAAGAGUGCCAAGGUGUCCCUUCAUUUCACAUCCACACGUGCGGCGGGCAACAAAGAACAGCUUGGGAAAACCAGAAAAGGCGGGAUUCCCAUGCAGCCCCCUCUUCAAAGACGACGGCCCACUCGCCCCCUGGAAGUCGGAGCCCCGUUCUUUGAAGACAACCGACUGCAAGUGAAGAUCUACUGGAAGAAGACGGAAGACCCCAGCGUCAGCCGGCACCAUGUGCAGUGGUUUCCAGAAGUGUGUGCUCACAACAGAACAGCCGGAUCCAAGGCAGCCUCUGGUGUGACCCAUGAGAAUUAUAUAAUCCUUCAAGAUCUGUCAUUUUCCUGCAAAUAUAAGGUGACUGUCCAACCCAUACGGCCAAAGGGUCACUCGAAGGCAGAAUCCGUUUUCUUCACCACUCCGCCGUGCUCUGCCCUGAAGGGGAAAAGCCACACACAUAUCAGUUGCCCUGGAGAAGCAGGUCACGUUCUUUCCAAAGUGCUAGCCAAGCCGGAGAACCUUUCUGCUUCAUUCAUCGUCCAGGACUUUAACAUCACAGGCUACUUUUCUUGGAAGAUGGCUAAGGCAAAUCUCUACCAGCCCAUGACAGGAUUCCAAGUGACUUGGGCCGAGGUCACCACAGAGAGCAGGCAGAACAGUCUACCCAACAGCAUCAUCUCACAGUCACAAAUUCUGCCCUCAGAUCAUCAUGUUCUAACAGUGCCCAACCUGAGACCGUCCACCCUCUAUCGCCUGGAAGUCCAAGUGCUGACCACAGGAGGGGAAGGGCCGGCCACCAUCAAGACGUUCCGGACACCUGCCCUCCCACCCUCAGCAGUACCCCGACCCCACCUGAAGCAUCGCCAUCCACAUCAUUACAAGCCUUCUCCAGAAAGAUACUGAACCGGUCAAGAAGAUUUUGAAACUGUUGCUCGGGGUGAGUUUGCUGAGCUCCGGCCACCAGGCGUGGCACUCCCAGAAGCAGCAGGGACCCCGCAGAGGCCCCACUGGCCCCCGACCCUUUAGUGCAGUAAGUUCUUCUAUCAAUCACAGACGCAUCUGGAAACAAGUGACAGAUAAUCACCAGUGAAUACGGACACCAAUCCCCAAGAGAAUGAAGGAAAUGCAGAUUAGGCCUAUUUAACUUUAAAGUUUGUUUCCAUGUACGGCUUUGCUCAUCUCUGUUGAGUUAUUGUGGAGCUGAAACUUCCCUGAUUUUGGAGCAGCUAAUUCUAAAGAAAGAAAGUAGUAUAAGAAAUAGCGAUUCAUGCAUGCACUACGCAUAAAUUCGCACAAUAAAAUAUAUUUUGGAUUUGACUAUUUAUUUGGUUUGAAAGACCAGCUAAGAGUAUACAGCGCUAUGUAUCCAAAUAUUUUAUAAGGUCUUUUUUUUUUUUUAUCAUGGGUGAUUUUUUUAACUGAAAAAUUCUAACCUAAAAUAUACCAAUGAAUUUAAAUCUGAAAAUGCUCCCAUUUUAAGCAUACUGUGCUACUUUUUAUAAAACAUAAGGUAAAUAAAAGUUUUUUCUAUAAAUUGUGAUUUACAAAAGAUAGUCAAGCCAAGAGAAGGUGAUGAAUGAGGCUGCUAACCAGUUUGCCUUGGAGAAGUGAAGAUCUUUUUCUGGCGACACUUUUUAAUAUUUCAUCCUAUAAUAUGAAAGAUUUUCCUGAUAUGUUACCUUAUUUAUAUUUUCCCUUAUUUUCUUCAAUGCAGAAUAGCACCUUCUGGUGCAAAUUUUUUUUUAACCACCUGAAAUUCACAAAACCUCUUGCUUCAAGUGGAAGAACCCCAACUACUGAGCAUUUUUCACAUCUUUAUGGAGAUUUGCUUUUCUUAAUCAAAGUAAGCUAACUGUAUGCUAAAAUAUUUUCAGUCAUGCAUACAAAAGGCCUUUGAUUGAUAAAGACGGGCAACUGUUUGCCUUUAACCUGUACUCUUUUGGCUCUAUUAAAUCUUCUUGUUUGGAAGACAAUGCUGCCUCUCGUAGCACAAACUUCAAUCAAAUAUGUUAUCGAUAGAGAGCGUUGCCCUGUACGUUGGAGCAAUGAUAGCACAGAGAUGUUGUUUUAGUCUUUUUCCUUGAAGGAAUAUUCACAUACAUGGUUUGAAAUAUACAUAGACGUGUGUCUUUAUACUUAUAAAUGUGCGUAUAUAUACAAAUAUGUAUACGAGUGCGCACACACAGACAUGCAUAUAUGUGAAAGUUCCGUGAGUAUGAAUUACUAAAGAAAUCGUUUUCAUAGCUCACCAAUGGUGGAUAAACAUACAGUUCUUGUAAAGGUCCAUUCAGAUAAUAUAUUUUCCCCAUCCAUGCUGCUUCUAUGAGAAAAGAGUAAUUUAUCAAAAUUAUACACUAUCAAAGAAAGCCUUCCUAGCUAAUUUCAUUAGCGACCUAGUUACAGUGCAAAGAAAAGCAGUUCUAAGACGUUCUUCUUAGACUUUGGUGGUGGGACUUGUUUCCUCAUCUGGAUGUGCACAGACACCUGAGCAUUCCUGGCCAGAGUGGGAAACUCAGAACUCAUUGACCCCCAGAGACUUGAUGGCAGUUUCUAGAGGCAGAUGCAGAAUGAAGCCUGGGGAAGUUGUUUUUAUUAUGAUGAUGUGUAUCUUCGGGCAACAUCAGCUAUUAAACAGAGACACCUGAUCAUAGAUUUUAGAACCCGUUUCCUAUGUGUUAACAGAUUUUAAAAGCAAAUAAUGCAAGGCUGUUGCUUUGUAUAAUUGACAUAAGUUAGAAGUGUCAGAAUGAAAGUUCUUGUUGGUUCUGGGUGUUUCUGCAGCCCCUGUCCCAGGCUGGAAUGCACAUUAUGUUGGGGAGUCACCUGGUUCUGAGAAUUUGGAACGGAGAGAACAGGAAACAGCCUUUAUUUACAAACACUGCUGAGCUUCAGCAAACUGGUGCCACAGACCUCUUCCCUGCACCACACUUCCCUCUAACGCCAGUACCAGCAUCUGAAUCUCAAGUUCUUAAAAUUUCUUAAAAUUACGACUUUUCAUUAUUGGCUACACUGGUUCUCUCUCCUGUUAGCUUUUCAUGAACAAAUCUAAAUAAGACUAGCCACUGUUCAUACAGUUGUAUAGUUACAAAUGUGGGAGUCUAUACCUAGAUACAAAAUAUUGUUAAAUUAUUGUAUACAUUUAAUUUUAUAAAAUUGAAUUAUGUUUUUCUUUCUAGGUAAUAGACAUUGAGAACAUAAAUAUAUUUUUAGUUCAGAUGGUAGUUCUGAAGCUUACAUCUUCCUUACAAAAUCUGAAGCAGUUCCUCUGAGCUUCUAAUUUUGCUACAACACACGUUUAAUAAUUUUAAAUUUUAUUAGUUAUUGGAAGAAAAAUGCUAUUAAUGAUGCACUAAAAACACGAGUUUCUUUGAGUUUUAAUGAUCUCCAUAAUAUUCAAAUGAUCAAAAAUAUAGUUGACAAUUUUGUGAAUUUAAAAUGUUGAGUGCCCUAAUAAAGUGAUAAAAAUCUAUAAUUUUUUUAAGAGCAUUUGGGUGACUAAUUCUACAAUGUAU